GGUCAGUAAGGGUACCCUGAGGGCAGCCUUUCUGUUCAAAAUGCUUCCGAAGGCGCUCUGGUGUGAUGUACGGUGGUAGAUUCUUUACAAUGAGACGGGACAUGAAAACCUAUGAAAAUUCGAUGAAAAAACUGGGUUAAAAUAAUUCAAGCUCCGCCCGGAACUAACGGUCCGAAGGCAAUAAAUCCACUCCACAAGACGAGGGCGGUCCUUUUCUCUUUUUCUCUAUAGCUCUGGCUGCAUUCAACCCCUCCUUCAAGUAUUUCGACAUGUUCGCUUCACUGAACCGUGUCGCGCGCUCCGUAUCCAUUUUUCACAAUCCUGCUUCACCCCCAUCUCUAAAGGCUCUUGAACUUCUUCAGAAGGCAGUAUCUGGACCUUAUCCUCCUGACACAGCUUCGAAUCCCCCUCUUUACUUCAAUUUGGAUGUCGUGGAAGGACCACCAACUAAGGAUCAGCUAGAAACUAUCUCGUCAUAUGUCAAGACAUCUGGGCAACAACCUGCCUCCUCUAUAUUCCUUUCAGCCCAUCCUUCAUCUCCUUAUGAUGGUAAUCAGCCUCUCACAUUUGGCGGUGUCGCUCAGGCCAUUUCGCACAACCCAAACGCGCUCAAAUGGCCCAUCGUAGUUGAUUGGUUUGGUGGAAAGGCCAGUGUAGGCGAUGUUGAAGGAGUCAAGAAGAUUCUAGAGGAUUUAAGGAGGGAGCGAGAUGAAGUACGUCCAGAGGAGAAGGUCGAGACAUCCGGUAAGAGCUGGUUCAAGAUAUGGUAAACAAAGGGAAAGGGAAAUCAAGCAUUUAUCAUACUGUACAAGUACA
Molecule: messenger RNA, 816 nt
Organism: Desarmillaria tabescens
Lineage: Eukaryota; Fungi; Basidiomycota; Agaricomycetes; Agaricales; Physalacriaceae
Product: thioredoxin-like protein
Exons: 4
Coding region: 270-770 (166 amino acids)
Cellular component (GO): mitochondrion
Molecular function (GO): oxidoreductase activity
Source: RefSeq, a predicted model, not a curated record